Molecule: messenger RNA, 624 nt
Organism: Zasmidium cellare ATCC 36951
Lineage: Eukaryota; Fungi; Ascomycota; Dothideomycetes; Mycosphaerellales; Mycosphaerellaceae
Exons: 1
Coding region: 1-624 (207 amino acids)
Source: RefSeq, a predicted model, not a curated record
AUGGACAGGGCUCACCAGAGUACAAAGCGUGCAAAGAGUCGCGCGACGCUCGCUUUACCACCGAGAAGUUUCACCGGGAAGGAGCGGCGAUUGGAAGGAGAGAAUGCACCUUGGCAAUGCAAACCACCCAGCUACCUCGAGCGCCUCAGCCAGUCGCAGCCACCGCCGAUGGCACGGUUGUCGCCGUCAGUGGAGGGAAGCAGGCCAGAAGAGAAGGAGCGCGGGCUGAUGAGGGGUGCUUCGCUACCGCCAGCAGAGACGAGCGUGCCAGGAGAUGACAGCGAGGUGUACGAGGCCCAAAGCAGCUUGUCAGAGCUAUCAUCACAGCAAGAGAGUGUUGAGCGCGGAAGACGCACCGCCAGAGGUCGUCGAGUGUCUGUGGAGGAUCCGUCCACCGACAGCGACUCCUGGAAGCGCCGCGGCCGCAGUCGAGGUCCACGUUCGAGACCAGUGCCUGGAAUGGGUAUCAGAGCAAGGGAUGAGGAUGCGUUCGUCGGAGUGGCUGAGCGAGCCGAUGAGGAGAGCUCCACGACAGCAGAAAGCGAUGGAGAGCAAGUCAAGGUGACAGCAUCAAGUCGUUCCGCCGGUUGGAUACCAGCAGAAGAUCCGGAGAGUGAGAAGUAG